AGCCCUGAACUCCACAGCAGCGCUGAACCAGAGAAGCAGGCUCCCGGCAGCCCAGCCCUUCACGUCCAGACCUACCUGAGACACCCGCCUCCUGGGUGCCACCCACCAGUCCUUGCCCCAGGAUGGGGACCACCUACAGAGCAGCCUUGGUCUUGGCCUGUCUGGCUGUUGCUUCGGUAGCCUCCAGUGGAGGUGACUUCUUACGAGAAGGGGAGAGGGAGCUGGGGCCAGAGUCCCUCACCUAUCACAUUCACGAAGUUGGCUAUGCAGCUCCACCCUCCCCACCCCAGACCCGAGCCCUCUCCAUGGAUCACCCUGAAACGCCUCCACAUGGCUUUCACUUUGAGGGACAGAGGGAAGUACACCCCCCUCCUGUUCAGGAAGCCAUCCCUGCCCAAGAGGAAGAGCUGCCCCCUCCCCAACUUCCCAUGGAAAAGAAAGCAGAUCCCCCUCUCCUUCAGGAAGCCAUCCCCCUUCAAGAAGAGCUGCCCCCUCCCCAGGUCCCUGUUGAGCAGAAGGAAAUAGACCCACCUUUCCUGUAUCAGGAGGAAAUGACCUUCUCAUCUAACCAGAGAGAGGAAGAGCCUUUUAUGGGCCGCAGCCCCCCCGAGCCUGAGUCUUGGAACCCAGCCCUGCACUGCCAACAGGGCCGAUCCCCAGGGGGCUGGGGCCACCGGCUGGACGGCUUCCCCCCCGGGCGUCCCUCUCCAGACAAUGUGGACCAGAUCUGCCUUCCUAAUCGUCAGCAUGUGAUGUACGGCCCUUGGAACCUGCCACGGUCUGGCUACUCCCACCUCACUCGCCAGGGUGAGACCCUUAAUUUAUUGGAGACUGGAUAUUCCCGCUGCUGCCGCUGUCACAGCCACGUAAACCGCCUGGACUGUGCAAAACUCGUGUGGGAGGACGCAAUGACCCGAUUCUGUGAGGCCGAGUUCUCGGUCAAGACCCGGCCCCACUGGUGCUGCAACCGGCAGGGGGAGGCUCGGUUCUCCUGCUUUCAGGAGGAGGCCCCCCGGCCGCACUACCAGCUCCGGGCCUGCCCCAGCCGCCAGCCUGCCAUUUCCUCGGGCCCCGAGCUGCCUUUCCCCCCUGGGGUUCCCACACCAGACAACAUCAAGAACAUCUGCCACCUAAGACGUUUCCGCUCUGUGCCGCGCAACCUCCCAGCCACUGACCCAGUCCAAAGACAGCUGCAGACACUGAUCCGGCUAGAGGGGGAGCUCCAGCGCUGCUGCCGGCAGGGGGACAACCACACCUGUGCGUGGAAGGCUUGGGAGGAUGCCCUUGAUGGAUACUGUGACCGUGAACAGUCUGUAAAGACCCACCGCCACUUGUGUUGCCACUAUCCUCCUAGCCCUGCCCGUGAUGAGUGCUUUGCCCGUCGGGCCCCCUACCCCCACUACGACCGAGACAUCUUGACCCUUGACCUCAGCCGAGUUACCCCCAACCUCAUGGGCUAUCUCUGUGGAAACGGAAGAGUUCUCUCCAAGCACAAACAGAUUCCUGGGUUGAUCCGAAACAUGACUGCCCACUGCUGUGAGCUACCGUUUCCAGAACAGGCCUGCUGUGCUGAGGAGGAGAAAUCAGCCUUCAUCGAGGACCUGUGUGGUCCCCACCGUAACUUCUGGCGAGACUCUGCUUUCUGCUGUACCUGGAGUUCUGGAGAUGAACAGACCAACUGCUUCAACACUCACUAUCUGAGGAAUGUGGCUCUAGUGGCUGGAGACACUGGGGGUGCCAAGGGCCAGGGGGAGCAGCGCCAGCUCCAGGAAGAAGUAUCAGCCCCACCCCCGGAGCCCAAGGAAGAGUGAGUCACCCCAGAGCCUCGGAGGAUCAGAUUGGGGGAACCCCACCCUCCUUGAACACUCAUUACAGUAAACACCUCUUGGAUUUGCCAUCCUCAUUGUCUUUAACGUCUAAACACACCCUCCUAAGCCUGCUUGGAUUCUCAUCAGUGACUGGCCCCCAAGGCCUGCUGCCCUGCCCCCUCCUGGGCAGAAGCAUUCCACAGGCCAUGGGUACCAUACCUACACAGCUUAACUUCACUACUUAUCAUCUUGAAUUUAUUAACAUAUUUGAAAAAGUGUCAUCUCGUUGGCUAGCAUCAUUUAAAGGGGGGGGAAAAAGAUACGGUUUCGUGACUUUGGUGAGCCCCCAAAGUGCCGUGACCCAGCUCUACAUUUUAAAACCUUCACUUUUGA
Messenger RNA from Suricata suricatta (meerkat), 2201 nucleotides. It is a transcript of the gene ECM1, whose product is annotated as extracellular matrix protein 1. Bases 123 to 1811 code for a protein of 562 amino acids. NCBI's taxonomy places the organism in Eukaryota, Metazoa, Chordata, Mammalia, Carnivora, Herpestidae. Gene Ontology annotation, biological process: signal transduction; regulation of bone mineralization. Gene Ontology annotation, cellular component: extracellular region. The record is from RefSeq and is a predicted model, not a curated record. The transcript has 12 exons.